UGUGCGGGGUACUCAUUGUAUUGUCAACUCAGCCCUUUCAUGAUAUCUUCACUUCUCCUUCAUUAUAUUUAUCAUUAUCACAAUGAAAUUUUUUUCUUCACAAAUUUUCAUGAAUGAAAUACUUAUUCAAAUUGAAUGUAAAUGACAUUUUUUCUUGUUUCGAAUCAUCAUUAUUUGCAAAAAAAAUUAUAAUCUCGCAAAUAUUGUGAUUUGUGUUUAUUUAUUUAUUUUUUUGGUUUUUUUUUCAUAGAAAAAAAAUUUUUGAUAAGUGUUACAAAAAAAAAAAACAUUCUAGUGAUAAUAAACUUUCUUUUUUGUGAUGAAAUUCAAUUCAGGAUGAAAAACUCUUUUUCAGUGUGAAGAUAUAAAAAAAGGGAGACAAUAAUGGAAUUUUCGUCAAAAUUCUCAAUAAUCGCGAUCGCUUAAAUAUUUAAAAAAAAAUUUUUUUGUUUCUUAAUUUAAAUUUCGGGAGUGUACGAAAUUCUUAAAACCGCGAUCGUUGAUCAAUGAAAAAAGUAUAUUUUCCAAAAAAAAAUAUUUUGUUUUCCAUAAUUAUUAGAAACAUGUUUUCGGGAGUGGUCGAAAUUUUUUAAAUCGCGUUCGCUUUAAUAUUUUAGAAAAACUAUUUUUUUUUCCUAUAAUUAUUUAAAAACAUGUUUUCGGGAGUGAUCGUUUUUUAAAUUGUGUGUUUCCAGUACAAUCAUCCAAAAAUAUAUAUAAUAUAUAUGAUCAUCAAUUGCUGAUUAAGGUCAAAAAGGCAUAAUAAUGAUGAGAACAAGGUGAGACUGAAACGGAGGGAAAUCCCCCUCAGUUAUAAAGCUAUGGUGAAAGGUUUCGGACGUCACCUCGAGAGGGAGCCACCUAACGUUCACUUAAUCGUCCUUAUCUUCAUUCUCUCUACAAUAUCAACAACACGUGGCGUUGAUCUCUCACAAUGCAUUGCACCAUUGGGCAUGGAGUCAGGAGCAAUACCAGAUGCCGAUAUCACUGCAAGCUCCAGUUUCGAAAGUGGAAAUGUUGGUCCACAUCAAGCUCGAAUGAGAUCGGAGAGUCAUGGUGGCGCUUGGUGUCCAAAAGAUCAAAUAACAACGGAGCCACGAGAAUGGUUGGAAAUUGAUCUACAUACUGUUCACAUGAUCACUGCCACUGGUACACAAGGUCGUUUUGGAAAUGGCCUGGGUCUUGAAUUUACAGAGGCAUAUUUAUUGGAAUAUUGGCGACCACGUCUUGGAAAAUGGGUUCGCUAUCGUGACGUAAAGGGACAAGAGGUGAUCAAGGGUAAUACGAACACCUAUUUGGAAUCGAAAAGUGAACUAGAACCACCGAUUUGGGCUAGUAAAGUUCGUUUUAUGCCGUAUAGUUAUCAUAGAAGGACAGUUUGCAUGCGAGUGGAGCUCUACGGAUGUUAUUGGAGUGAUGGUGUGGUCUCAUACUCGAUGCCGCAGGGUGAUAAGCGUGGCAACGACUGGGAGUUCUUUGACGCGACUUAUGAUGGUCAUUGGGAUGGCGAGUUACGACGAGGUUUAGGUCAAUUGAUCGACGGAAGAAGAGGCUCGGAUAAUUUUAAAAUGGGCUACUAUGAUUACGAUCGUGGACAAGGUUGGGUUGGCUGGAAGAACGAUAGUCGCAAUGGACAGCCAAUCGAGAUUAAAUUUGAGUUUGACAAUGUCAGGGAAUUCUCCGCUGUUCAUAUUUAUUGCAACAAUCAAUUCACCAAGGAUGUUCGGGUUUUUUCUCAAGUUGACAUUCUCUUCAGUAUUGGUGGAAAGUACUAUCCAGGAGAACCAAUCACUUACACCUAUAUGGAGGAUAAUAUUUUCGAAACCCCUCACAACAUAUCCGUGAAGCUUCAUCAUCGAGUCGGAAAAUUUGUGAAACUGAAGCUUCAUUUUGCUGCAAAAUGGAUUAUGGUCAGCGAAGUUAAUUUCGAUUCUGAUGUUGCUCAUGGAAAUUUUACCAUUGAAGAUCUAACAUCAACAGAAACACCUGUACAGAGUGAUGUACUUAUAGAAAAAAAUAAAGUAUCGGAAGGUGAGCUUCCGGUUUCAACGGCAAAACACGAUGAUCCAACUUAUAUGGCCGUUGUGAUAGGAGUCCUAACUGCAGUAAUCCUUCUUUUAGCGGUUGCCAUUUUUCUGAUAGUAUCACGUCACAGGCAACGAAAAUGCUUUGCCAGUCCUAUGACAGGUAGAGCUCCUUCUCAUCUGGGAUCAACUUGUGCGACAGUUGAAAAAGGUGCAGCACUCAUGGCAUACACCCUCGAGGAUGAUGAAAAAUAUGCCGGUGGUUCUCUUCCCACACUGCCUAGAGAUCUUGGAAAUCGACUUUUGGAUAUCGUGAAACUUGACGACUAUCAAGAACCAUAUCAAGCCCUCAAAUAUGCUCCUUAUUAUAGUUAUAGCACCGUUGUGAUGGAGAUGAAGGACAUGAUAAUACCAAGCAAGGGCAUCAAUUCCAAUACAGCGGUAUAUGCCAACGGUGCAGUUGACACAUCCUACGAUUAUGCGGUACCGGAACUCGGGAAGGUGCCUCUUCUCAAUUCUGAUUGUUCCAAUGGGGGAAGGCCACUGUCAAGCACUGGCAGCGAACAGGACAGUAUUUUUUCGAAAACAACUCGAAACAGUAAAACGGAAGAUAAAAAGUCACCAACGCAACAGGAGGUACUUUCCGCCUUGAAGAAACGCCUGGAACAGACAAGCGUGCCGCUCUUCCCACGACAUAGACUUCGCAUGCUCUCGAAAAUUGCCGAUGGCGCCUUUGGCUCGGUAUACGUGGCAGAAGCUGAGGGAAUUCCAGAGUAUGGUACCACAACCACCCUUGGCAAGCGACUUGUAGCCGUCAAGUUUUUACUGCCGGAAGCCAACGAGAAAGAAAAAUUAGAUUUCCAGAGAGAUAUAAGAAUUUUAGCAGCCUUAGAAGAUAGAAAUAUUAGCCGAGUAUUGGGAGCCUGCUGUCGUGAGGAACCAUUUUGCGUUGUAAUGGAAUAUUUGGAGCACGGUGAUCUUUGUCAGUUUUUGAAAACUCACAUCACUGCCGAAGAUGCUCAUUCAAUGCCUCUUGGAGUCAAAACACUAAGUUUCAACUGUCUCAUCUACAUGGCAGCGCAAAUCGCGUCGGGAAUGCGUUACUUGGAGAAUCUAAACUUUGUGCAUCGUGACCUGGCAACAAGGAAUUGUUUAGUGGGAAAAGCAUAUCAUGUAAAAAUAUCAGAUUUUGGAACUGAUAAUGAAUUGUACGCCUGUGACUAUUACAAAAUGGAUGGAAACGUUUCUCUGCCAUUACGUUGGAUGGCAUGGGAAUCAUUAUCCUUGGGUAAAUAUACAACGAAAAGUGAUGUUUGGUCAUUUGCCGUGACUCUGUGGGAAAUUUUAAAUCUUGGAAGACGAGUUCCUUAUGAACAUCUUACUGACGAUGAAGUAAUGCAAAGUUUAAAACAAUUGCAUCGCAGUGGCAGCGAUUCAACUGAAGACAACGAAAAAGAAGACGUCCUUACAUUAUUUGACUAUCUACCAAGACCAACAGCCUCAUCAAAGGACAUUUAUGAUCUUAUGUUAGAAUGCUGGCGACGAGAAGAUUUCGAGAGACCGACAUUCCGUGAGAUAUCACUUUUUUUGCAAAGGAAAAAUCUUGGUUAUGCGCCCACCUCUUGAUAUUAGAGAUUUAUUCACUGCAAAAUAUAAAGGUACUUACAAGAGAAACAAAAAUUCUUUUCAAAUAAAAAAUAAAACAUUAAAAAAGAAAAUAGGAACUGAAAAAAAUAAGAAUUCCUAUUUUUCUUGAAAAAAAGUGUCAUCAACUCAGGACUGAUUAUUAUAUUCGAUUAGCGAAUAAUAAUUGCAAUUCAAAAUAGAAAAAAAAUUUUGAAUUGUCAUUUAAAAACUUAAAUUUUAGUGACAAAAUUGUCUGUCAAUUCUUAAAUUAACUAAAAUUCUCCAGGGCUCAUUGAUAAAUUAAUUUUUCCCUAUUUUAAAUUAGUAAUAUUGGAAAAAGAACAAUUU
Leptopilina boulardi is the source of this 3998-nucleotide messenger RNA. RefSeq names its product discoidin domain-containing receptor tyrosine kinase B-like. The transcript has 17 exons. Bases 822 to 3650 code for a protein of 942 amino acids. Gene Ontology annotation, molecular function: protein tyrosine kinase collagen receptor activity; collagen binding; ATP binding. NCBI's taxonomy places the organism in Eukaryota, Metazoa, Arthropoda, Insecta, Hymenoptera, Figitidae. Gene Ontology annotation, biological process: cell surface receptor protein tyrosine kinase signaling pathway; multicellular organism development; protein phosphorylation. The record is from RefSeq and is a predicted model, not a curated record. Gene Ontology annotation, cellular component: signaling receptor complex.